ACAGCGUAGAUGCAGGGUGGAGACCCGAAUCCUGAAGCAGUGGACCGUGAAUGCGAUACCAGGCUUGCCGUGCCUCGGUAUGGGGGUGGGUGCCGUCAAACAACCGUUCGUCGACUAUUCCCCUCGUGGCACGGUAUCGUGCAGGUAUCCGGUUGCAACUUUAAUUAAUUCUCCAUUGGAUCGAAAUGAUUGCAACAGCUAUCAUUUUGUACAGAGCUUCCCAUCACAGCCAGGCUUCCUAUAACAGCCUCCACAAAGAAUACGAUGCGAUUACGAGCAAGCAUUUAUAAACAAGUCGCGUAACGCCGCCGCUUUGAACAGAAAGAUACACGUUAUGUAUUGUUUAAAGAAGGAAGUCCUAUUGUUUUUCAAAGGAAAAAUUGGAGGAAGCCUCGGCAGGUACGUUGCAGUGUGAAUGAAGCUUUAGAAAUCCAUCUAACGCAAGAUCGUGCCUCUUAUCCGUACAGACUAUCAGCGGUGCCUUUUUAUCCUUGGCUUAAUUAAAAGAUGAUUACCUAAUGACGGUCAUCGAUACUCACAGCCGCUAACGAGCCACGCUGUCGCCGUUCGACAUCUAUAUAGCGAGCUAUAAUUUGAAGAUUUCUAUCUAAAGGCCCGCACCGUUCCUGGCUAUGGGAUUUCUUGAAAAUGAGCGCAUCGGGUAUGCGUGUUCGAGGGCUGAAACCUUCCAAGCAAUUAGCUGUUACGGAAGAAAAAAACUGGCCAACUAGCGAGACGACAGGACGAUGGGGUUGCAUCUGAAGCGUAACAUUAAAAAAAGUAUGAUCCCUGACGAAAGGGCGAAAUGUUUUCUCGUCCGUAUAUCGCGAUCAGCCGUUUCCACGCGAUAGAUCACGAGUCACGUGCCGCUAGCUCCAGGCCGGCUCAUCGAUCACGAUUAGUCCUAGGACCUGCCAGAAGUUCAUCGAUUUUCGAGCCACCCCGAAAAUCAACUCGCGUUCAACGACAAUUCAUCCGUUUAUCGCCGGAGAGAAUGGUGCAUCCUGGUUCGCUAAUGUCCUACACGAAAAAAUGAAAAAAAAUGACAGUUGAAAAAUCAUCCUGGUUCAAGGAACGGAGCUGAUUUUUCGACAACUUUUUAUAAGAAAAAUUGCAAAUGACGACAAGCGCUAGACUCCACGUUGGAUUCUUUGGAAGAGCAAUGGAAACGAAUACAAUCGUUUGAUCUUCAAUCCGUGUCUUCGAUUCGUGGAUGCAACGCAUAUUUGAGUUCCCAAAAGGCCGAUGCAAUAACAUCGAAACGAAUACACACGGAACAUUCUUUGUUCCCCCUUCGUAUAAAAUUCUCGUUGUCCCCGGGGUUACUUUGGCGAACAGUUCGUCGUUCACUUUGGGAUCUAUACACUUGGGAGUUUCGCGUUAUGUUUUCGAUCCUCGCCCAACGGAAGCGUCGGCUUCCUUUUGAUCCAUCGCACGCCAAGCGCUCCAGCUUUUAAGCUCGUAAAAGUGACGAGCAGAUGGUUAUACGAUAACGAUAAUUCGACGCAGUGGGCCUUUCGCGCGUGCAUACCAAAACAUAAAUCUUAAUUGAAAAUUAUCAGAUAAUAAGGAGAAAGCUUUAAAUUGCUUCCUGGAUCAAUCAAACGCAUUAAACAGUACACUUGGAAGAGGAGAUUUUCUUGAAAACCGUUACAAACGGUCAAUUGUGUUUAAGGCUGAAACAGUUGACCGUUCAACGUGAAAGUAACAGAGGUCCCAGAACGGAGAGCAGCGUAGACUUCCCUUCGAAUCGAUCGAGAAUUAAUCCGACUAGCUAUCGCGUCUCGCAAACGUCACUCUAUUGUCUCAUUGUCCAUUGGAGUGAGAGAUAGCCGAAGGAGCAGCGGAGAAGGAGAGAUGACUUUCCUUCGUUCCUAUCUUGCCUCCUUUUCAGAUCGUCUCGAUCCUAUUGGUGGCCAGGGGGAUUCUCUUCUUCUAUGGCCAACUAAUGCCACCAGACGAAAAGAAUCGAGGCUAUGACCUGUAUCCAGACUCAAUUCCUCGAUCGCUUUUCUUUUCUUUUCUAUUAUUUAUUCGUUCGCUCUAUUAAUUAAAACGCGAACGAUUUAUUUCUUUAGUUUGAUAAUCGUCAACUUGUAACUACCUGCUGCAUCUGAUUCUGUUUCUUUUUCUAUACAGGGUGUUUUGUUUUGUUUCAAUAUCCCACCUCGUUUGAUAAAAAAUUCUGCUUCUUUUAAACACCCUGGGCCACCGCGGUGACCUACUUGUCAAAGAACCUGUGAAGAUAGUAACACUUUGACGACCCGUGUCAGGUGAAAGAUAACCGCGAUUUUCCCCUAAAGUCUACGUUAUUAGUUCUUGAUCGAGUCGAUGGAGUCGUUAUCGGUGGGGCAUUAAGAGGACAAAGAACAGAGCACAGAUAUAUCGCGUCUCGUUGCCGAUGAUCAGGGUACACGUAAGAGAUUCCUCGGGUGUAUCUGCUUUACUGAAAAAGGGCGUCAUGCAUGGCUCGCACCAGGGUGUCAUCUGCACCCUCUACUACCAGCCCUUGUCGACGAUCUUCACGGUCAAUAUAACGGACGUCGUAAAAUCAAUUAGCGGCGAAUUGUGCCGCAGCCCGGAUCGUGUACAACGAUCGAUCCACGAUGCAUGAUUCGUCGAAGAGGAGAAGCAUGCAUCAUCCAGAAAUUUCAUCCCCCUACGAGGAGAGUUACGUGGAAGGAAAGAAAAGGUUCCUCUACUUCUACCUACAACUUUCAGCCUACAAUUCGGUGGCUAGGAACGAGCUUACACCCUUUCGCGCGGUCGGCUCAACCACUCGUGGCCCGACCAACCUCUACCGAGUGCCAAGUGUGGCGGGAAUUAUGCAAUUAUUGCAUUGCGCCCGACAAUUGUCGCGGAAAACGGCGGCUGCCUGAAUGGCCUGAGUGUCUCGGGGAAAGGGGGAGGGCGAGAAGCAGGGAUUUCCUCGUCGAUUUACUACCGUGUACCUCGUGGAGAGUUCGUAGAAGUUUGAUCCAUAAAAAAAGGAAUCGAGUCUGCCACUGUUAAUAAAGAUGCCAAUCUAUGCUUUCUGAUGAAUGCGGGUAUAAUAUAGAUUAGCCGAACAAAUAUACAGACCCAGCUGAACGUGGCCAUUUAGACCAUUCUUACUUGCUUCUUAAUGAACUGGAGUGUUCGAUAAGGUCUGGUAAACGGAUAAGAAAAUGAAAAGUCCAAUUAAGAGCCACUGAUUUAUGAACUUCUGAUUUGAAUAUAUAAGCCUGGACAAGCAGUCACAAUAUUCAACUGUCGAUAUUGGAUACCUGAAAUUUAAUUACCCCUCAAGAAAAUAAACGAUGAAGAAGUUCAUAUGCAGCUGGGUCGAUUGAAAAUCAUGGGAUCUAUAAAUUUUAUGGUUGGAUGAGGAACUCUUUUUCUAAAGACCCUUCUUCAUUCUCAUUACCUCUUUGAAACUGAUGAUGAUGACGAUUGAAAUAGUUACAUAAAUAAUAGCGUGCAUAUAUUUAACCAGGAAGCCGUCCGCAAAGGGCUAAAAAGUCUAUUCGAAAAAGAAGAAUGUCUACGUGAAUACGAAGCAGCCAGAAUGACCAUGCCAGGAACUAUAACAACGAGACGAUUCGCAAAUAAAGUGGACCUGAACGAAAUCUGCAAACACGAGCGAGGCAAACGGGUCGCUCCAUUAAUAUUCCUGCAGCAGGAUUCGAGCAAGGAACGUACGGUUCGUCGAGUCUAUCUCUCUCUCUCUCUUUGGUCGAAGCUAUAAAAAUUAAUUAGCUCUUGAAAGGAGAGGUCGACCGGUGUCUAGAAGCUUGUACGAGUGAGAGACCAACCUCAGGCGACGAGUAGAAAUAAUCAUGGACCGAAUCGAGCGGAGGUUCCAGUUAGCUGCCUCUUGUCAUGGAUCUUCCAAUGGAUGAUAGAUACCGUACCCUUCGAACUGCUUUCGAUGCACAACCUUCCCUCCCGGACGUUGCUACAAGGAAAACUGUAGCAAUCCAGUUCGAUUCGAAAAUGAAAGAGGAGCCUCUCUGAUUCGAAGCAGUAUUAUACAGGACGAAGGGAAAUUCGAUUAUGGCCAGUAUCCACAAAUUGCCUUCUAGUUAGCCGGAGUAUCUUGCGGUCGAACUAUCGCGAGAUAAUUACACUUCAGCCGCUAUAAUAGCAAGUUAGUUAUAGACCCGGGGAUCUUGGUCGGGAACUACGAGACGGUUGAUCGAGCACAUUCACGCCGAGCACCAGCCAAGUCCUAAUGUCACCGUUUUCUUCUGGUAAAGGCAAACUUUGCCUCGUCGAAUGUUUGAGGAAGCCCGUGUCAUCGGAGCUAAUGUUAAACCUGCUUCUGCUGCUUCUUUAUUUGUCUUUCCAUGGAUCCUUCUUCUCGGCUAAGUUAUUUUGAAAGCUUGGGCUACAUCGAUUAAAGGUAAUAGAUACUUCUUCCAAAGUUUCCCAAGAUUUGAAAGGUGUCUGCAAAAGUUAACCCAGUGAAGGUUCGGGUUGUGUGCACUGGCGUCCAGCACGAGAGCUCUUCACCAUCGGAACAAUAAAACCAUUCGUGAGAGAGUGAAACACCUCUGGAAACCGUUCUUCAGGUCCAGGAAUACAGUUUGAAAAUGAUAAAAAGGUCACCUGUUAAGAAUGGUUAUAAAACAAAAGGUAACCAACGGCGCCUGAAAAGAGGCAGCAAUAAAAGAUGAAUGACUACCCCAUCGUAAACACUCGAAGGAGCUUAUAACUCAGGUGGAGGGACUCACAAGCGAAACGCAUUAAUAGCACCGAAAGGUGGGGGAGAAAAAGGAAAAGGGGUACCAGCUAGUCGGACGAUUUGAAGAUUUAUGCUCAUCCAUCGGCAGGUCUUGAGUGGCUCCUCGAGGAACGAGAUCACCCGCCACGGAAAUUAAUUGGCGGGACGAAGAAGUGGCAGUGAAAAGCCGUCACUGGUUUCCACCCAUUGUACUCCUUGUGGUUAUGACUCGCUGGUGCCGUAGGACAGGCUCGAGAAAGAGAAAAAAAGAGAAAGAGAGGGACUUGGUCGAGGUGAGAGUCCGUAAGUGAGUAGGUAGUUCUUGGGGCACUCGAUUGUUCGACCCUCGAGGGGGUUCGUAGACGAAACCACCGUCUCUGUAUGCACGUUUCUGAGUGCUAUAAAGAAGUUCUGAACGAAAGUCAUCCCCCUACUGAUGCCAAACUGCCUCGUAAAAUUCGUUUCGCAACCGUGCCUGCUUCUGUUUCGGCAUCCUUUGAACGAAGAUCACGAUUGGAAACCUGAGGAAGAUGAUUUUUUUAAGCAAUCUUUUUUAACACCUUUCGUGUGUUAUAUAAGUAAGAAAGCGUAGAAUUUCUAUCCAAAGUCUAGCCGGUGGAAAAAAAUUGAAAAGCCGCGCUAAUUCACUCGACAAUGCCUCCGCUGCACGUUGGAACGAAAGUUUAUCACGGGACUCUCGCGAGAAACGACCUUUGGCUGGUCGCCAAUCGCGGCACGAUCUUCCGGGGGCUCAUGGCCAAUGACGAGGACCACUCUUGUCGCACGGACUUGCAUAAUUUAUUAUCGACGAACUUUUCGCCGAUUUCAAACGUCGAAUGCCUGCGCUCGGUAACGAAAAAUUCGCAGACUGGCCGACGAUUAAACGCUGACCUUGCUAGUUCCGUUUGCUUACGUAGAGCGUCAUUCGAUCAUCGGACGAUUCUUCAACCUGUCAUUGCACUUGACUCAGUCGAAUUUAUGAUUUUAAGAUCUUAAGCAAUUCAAGUAAUUCAAUUCGGCGAUCACGUUAUCAGUAAUCCACACCGAUCCACCAGGUUCGUCGUGGUAGCAAUAGUUCGCGGACCAUUCGCGAUCCGCGAGAUGGAAGAGAGACGAGGGUACCGUGGUUGUUCGCCCUCGAAACGAGACGUUGGUGACGCACAGUGAUGGAUGCACCGGCAUUUACCAAAGUCGUUCGCGACUCUCGCUCGAGUCGCCUAGACGAUAGAAGGAUCAGGGUGUAAAAAAACAGCGAGGGAGGAAGGACAAAAGAAAGAGAAACGCGAGGGAGGCGGAGGCGAGAUCCAAAGACGACCAGAGGGGAAGAGAAAGAGGGUAAAAAGUGGUACUCGAUAGGAAGUGUUAAGAGGAACCGUGAUUCAUUGAACAUGAACGAAUGUGCAUUUUUUGAAGAGUUGAGUCACGGUUCACGGAAGUGCACGAUUUAUGGAAGAGUUUGAACGCUCAGGAUUUUUUGGAUCAUUCGUUGCUGAACCGUGCAGAUGAGGGUGCUACAAAGAGAAAGAAGACGAAUCGUUUGGAUCCGGUACUCGAUGCUGCUGGCAUUAGGGUUGCUCCUGGUGCUGUCGGAUGCCAGAGCUCUUCAUCAACAAUCGAACGUCCUCCAGUUCUCAAACUCCUCCUUAGAAAUCAGCAGGACCUCUAAUCGUGGCAUCUCGGUCACCAGGAUCUUAAAGGACGGUGAACUCGAACGGAUCGUUCGUUUUCCGGGAAUCUGCGCCAAGGAAACCAUCGUCGAUUGGGGAGGCACGGAUGUGGCGUUAAGGCAAGUCUGGCUGCAGGAGACAGGCAGAAGAUUGCAACUGAUAUACGAGGCUGGUGGUUUGACCGAUUGUCUCGAUGAAAAGCUUGAAGACGACGAUGACCAGGAAUCCUGCUCGUCGAGUGUGUACUCCGAUGACUACGACGAUGAUACGUCCGUUGAGAUGUUCGAUGUAGACGAGGAGAAUCCUUCCAGGAUCCCGCAUAGUCUCUCCUGGCUAUCCUCCACGUCUGAACUACGUCAUCGGUGCUCGCAUGUGAGGAUCAGGACGAGGAAUCAACUCAUUGCUCAGCACCGUCGCAGGAAGUUUGUGAAGCUGUUGAAUGGAACAACCAGCAACCACAGACAGAGAAGGGGCAAGAGUCGUUCACGAAGAGAUCUGCUGAUGAUCCCAGGGACGCAAUGGUGCGGACGUGGUCAUCGUGCCACGAAAUACACGAAUCUAGGAGGUUUCGGCAGAGCAGAUGCCUGCUGUCGUAGACACGACACUGCGUGCCCUUUCUUCAUACCAGCUUUCGAAACGCGUUACGGUCUCUUCAAUUGGGGUAUCUCCAGCAUGAUGCACUGUGCCUGCGAUGAACGAUUUCGAACGUGUCUAAAGAUGGCUGGUACGUCAUCGGCUAAUUUCAUCGGUAAAAUCUUCUUCGACGUGUUGAAGACAAAGUGCUUCAUCCUGAAGCCGCAGAAGACGUGCACAAAAUGGUCCUGGAUGGGUAAAUGCCAGCAUCACGAGUAUAGAAAACAGGCUCACAUUCGCGACAAUGUUCCUUAUUAACGCGUUGCCUGCUACGCUAGAUUCGCCGAAAAUCGUUCCAAGGAGUAAUUUUAUUUUGAAAAGCUCCAGUCUAUUUACUGUAACUAGUUCUAUCUAAUGGACGUACUUUCAAAUAUUUAGAAAAGUUAUUUAUAUUGUAUUUGGGUAAGAUCAUUUCCCAUCAAAUGGGUGAUAGAUCCCUGUGGAAAUUCAUGCGUAUGGCAGUCAACGUGCUACUAAACCGUGAAGAACUGUAACGAGAUAGCCGAAUAUCCUUCUUCUAGAGAUGUCAAUACCAAUUCUCAGGGAUGUAAUAGUUUAUCGAAGACGAAACGAUCAUCCUGCUGCAUCGUCUGAUCCCACGAAUGACAAUACAUAAAUCAUGAAAAGACAACUUCGUAAUCGUUAGAGUAGAAUGUUAAUUCGAUUUCAUUUUAUUCAUCAGUCGUAAGAGUUCUCAUAGAUUCAUCUUUGUACGAUUCUAAUCUAUAGUACAUUGAUAAGAUAUUAAAGGAAAUACAAUGAAAUCGUUCGAAAUAGACAGGGUAUAAUUUCUAUUAUAUAUAAAUACGCUAAUUGUGUAGUCAUCGUCCUAAAAGAUGCCAAAUAAAUUAUUCUGUAGAUAAAUUAUGGUGAAAUUUGUACAUAUCGAGUAGUUAUAAUUUUUCAAGCAUGAGAAAAUUAGACAGGAUCAACGCUAGCUUAGUUGAACCAAGGGUAAUCGUUAAGAAAUGAACACGAGACAAUUUUUCGUCUAGAAACUGUACGUGAUUUAUCGUUCAUUUUUACUCAAAUUUAUUUCAUGCUAACUGUGUUCGUCCACGUAUUCGGUAUGUUUGUAUUUAUGUAUGAAUGAGGUACAUUCUUAGAAUAUGUAAAAUGCUGGUGACUAAGUAGAUAAGAUAUUGUAACAAAAUCAUAUGGCUGAAACGUGAUAUUUCAGAAACUUAUGGAUAGAUACAAAACAAUAUCUUAAAAAAUAUCAUAACUCGUAUAUUAUCGUAGUAAGUUUGUUUGUACGUAUUAUUGCAUUAUAAACUUAUGUGUACAUUGUAUAAAUGGAAAUAACACACGCACACAAUUUGCAAACUAUCAAAAAACUAACUAAUAG
Messenger RNA from Osmia bicornis bicornis, 8353 nucleotides. RefSeq lists its product as uncharacterized. Gene Ontology annotation, molecular function: A2-type glycerophospholipase activity. Lineage: Eukaryota; Metazoa; Arthropoda; Insecta; Hymenoptera; Megachilidae. The record is from RefSeq and is a predicted model, not a curated record. Gene Ontology annotation, biological process: arachidonate secretion; phospholipid metabolic process. The transcript is spliced from 21 exons. Bases 6208 to 7263 code for a protein of 351 amino acids.